AUGACAUCUGCACUGUACAGUCCGUUUUUAACAUUAACUUACCGCAAGCAGGAGAGUUUAGCUCGUAAUACUUCUGAUGGCAGGUCAAGUUCGAGUACGGUUUAUGCAGGUUAUGGUGCUGCGUUGGAUCUUCUUCAUUUUGAGCCGACCUGUACAAAGUUACAUCAGAGGUUUUACCCUUUUGGAGAAAGAAGUAACUGUAUUUUUGGGACUAUAAUACCAUCUGAUGAAGAUUCAUAUUUUGCUGUUUACAGCGAAAGGUCGUUGGUCUUAUGCUAUGACGGUAACCCAUGUUACACGCUUUCUCGCGUUUAUAGGUUUCCUGAUUGGAUCCAAACUGCUGCCUUUUUAGAAGGGGAUAAAAUGGCAUUAAUUUUUGGUUGUAAUACGGUUGCUUUAUAUCAACUUAUUUGGUCUUCAGAUAAAAAAUCAGUGGCACUCACAGAAGUUUCUACAGUUUGUUCAGAAUACAGAGCACUUUUGACGAAUGCUUUGUUAGUUGGGAAAAGUUGGGAUGCCAGCACGUCGAUUGCAGGAACUGUGUUUGGAGACAUACUGAUUUCAUCACCAGCGCAAGGACCGUCAGUAGUUCAUCGCUUGAAACUUCAUACGGCUAAUGAUCGCAGUUUGUCGUUGUGGUGCAUGAAAACUUUUGAACUGCUUGACAACUCAUGUGCCCAUUCUGCAAGACCUUUCGCUAUUUGUGGAAGAAGCAAAUCUACAAUCAUUACUGGCAGUCAGGAUUCCAAUGUCUAUAUAUGGAACGCGAAUGAUGGAAAGCUCUCCUUGCUGCAGAUACUUCAUGUUGGUCGAGGCGCCAUACGUUCCUUAUUACUACUUGCAGAUUAUGUACUGAUAGGUUCCGAAAAUGGUUUCCUUGGUUGUAUGCGUUUACCAAAAGAAACGGAUGUUAUCAAAUGCAACAAAUUCCAUAGUAUAUUGCCAGUGCGGAAUUUCGCUUGUCUUUCUACGGACACAGUGCUUUUUAUUGAUGAGAGCAAAAAUCUGAAAAGGAAUUGCGGAAAUGUCACAGUCUGUGAAACGAUGUUCAAACUUGAAGCCACGGAUUGUUUUUCUUUAUCGUCAGAUCGGAAAUUUCUUUUGGCAGCAGGACCUCAGCGAUGCACUGUUAUCAAUACGAGUGAGGAGCGGUACUGGGUUACGAAUGAAAUACUAUAUUUUUGUUUGCUUAGUCACUUAGUUUUUCAAAUUGUCGUAAUUGGUUAUAAUUUAGUGCGCAACUUGGAAUUUUCUGUUAUUGAGAUGGAGGCAGGAGAUCGACUGGCAAACUGUAUUUGUGAGUUUACGGUGAAGGCAAAAAUUGCGCAGUGUGAUUGCGUAAGAAAAAAACGCCUGAAACUUUCUGUGCAUCGGACUUUGCCUUUUGGGAUUAAGAAGUUUAGAAUACGUGAACUGAAAUUAAUGGAUCACAUUUUGAGGAGUUUUUACUUCUACAUGAAAGUUUUAUUUUCAAUUAAUGGCCAUUUUGGGGAUUCGGUAACGGAUUUGGUGGUUUAUAAAGGUUUUUUGUAUUCUCUGGGACGUGAUGGAAAAAUGUGCAAGUGGCUGCUCUGUGAUUCAAAUGGUACAUUAACUUUGGUAGAACGUAGUAGAGUGACGCAGUUGAUCCCUAUGGAAUGGCCUUGCAAAUUUAUCUCUUACAACAAACACCUUUUUGUAGCUGGCUUCUAUGGAUCUGAUUUCCUCCUUAUACAUUAUAACAGCGGUCAUUGUAUUUGCCAGUUUAUGUGUGGUGGUGGUCAUCGAAACUGGGAUAUUCUAUUAAAUGGUCAUGGAAAUGAUGGACUGCCACUAGAAGCUUAUUUUACUUUCAUUCAGAAGGGUUGUGUCGUCACUGCAUUGUUACAUUUAUACAGCAUUUCGCUGAUAUCAUACAAUGCACACACGUCCAACAUUACUUCCUUGUGCGUUUUUAACGGCGAGAAGAAGCUGUUUAUCACAGGAGGAUUGGACACUGCUGUUGCCGUUUCAUGGGUGACAUCUGACGCAUCUCCAUUAGUACCGUUUCGGGCGAGGGAGCAUACCUCAAGCGUGUACGCCCUUUCAACCACUGGUGAUUAUGUAGCUUCUGCAGGCGGAAAAUCUGAGCUCCUUUUGUGGCGCGUCAAAGAAGAAAGUCUAAAAAAUGUUCACAAGAAGAGAUUUAAAGGCGACUGUAGGCUUAUUUCUGUCUGUUUAUUUGCGACAGAACCAGUAUCGAUGGUUGUUAGCGGUUCUGACGGUAGACUACUCUUAUAUAAAUGGAAUGAGGGGAAGGAUUUGCCAGAUGAAAUAUUCACUUUGCACACCUUCUUAGAAGAACAUUUCUUGUGCACAAAAGUUUACGCUAUGCAAGUCCACAACGACGUCUUACUUUUUGCCGUCACAAGCGUUGGGAAGGCACUGUUUUGGCCAAAUGUUAAUCAGCCACAUGAAUAUAAAACAGUUUUUCUGGAAAAAUCGGGACUUAGUGCACUCCACGCUUGCUACACAGGGUCAGGCCCAGUUGCCGCUGUGGGGUCGGAGUCAGGUUCUUUGACGGCUCUGAAGUUCCCAGACAAUGGUCCAUUGAUCACUCGUAUUUCGUAUCAUGCUGCAACAUGCACAGAUCUUCGCUUCUACAUCGAUAAAAAAUCUGGCGAUAGCUACAUAAUAUCAGUUUCUGUUGACUGUCGGCUGGCUGUUUUUCGAUAUAUCGAGGCUGUUCAUAGAUUGGCUUAUGUAAAAGCGGUAAUGCUUCAAGUAGCUGAUCCCUCUUCUCUCGACCUGUUAGAUGAAGUAGAACUGGAUUCGUCGAAAGCGGUUGUUGCCGGCUCUGCGGUACAAGUGGUUGCCUUAAAUUUGUUACUACGUUAA
This is a messenger RNA of Enterobius vermicularis (human pinworm), 2856 nucleotides long. Lineage: Eukaryota; Metazoa; Nematoda; Chromadorea; Rhabditida; Oxyuridae. The record is from the annotation of a GenBank genome assembly.